AUGGUGAUGACCCUAAUUAAAGGCCCGGUGUUAUUUGGUGUCAGUGGAGGAAACAACAACAAUAAUCAUGAUGGAGUAUCACAUGUUUUAUUUGGAUCCAUAUUCAUUUUUGCAGGAUGUCUGGGUUGUGCCAUCUUUGUGAAUCUACAAGCUAUUACAUUAAAGUCUUAUCCAGCAACACUCUCCUUGACCUCAUUGGUAUGCUUGAUGGGUGCCGUAGAAGGUCUAGGAAUGACUUUUAUCAUGGAGGAAACACACUUUAAUGCUGCUUGGUUGGUUUUCAAGUGGGACAUGAAUUUGUUGUCGGCUAUUUAUGCGGGGAUAGUUUGCUCCGGCAUUGGAUAUUUUCUUGAGGGAGUGAUUAUGAAAGAAAAAGGACCUGUUUUUCUUACCACCUUCAAUCCAUUAUGCAUGGUAAUAGCUGCUGUGGUGAGUUUCUUCUUAUUUGGGGUGGAAAUCCUACUUGGAAGGGCAAUUGGAGCAUUUAUAGUAUGUCUGGGAUUAUUCAGUGUAGUUUGGGGUAAGAGUGGCGAUAUCAAUAACUCGUCACGUGCAAAGGAUGAAAUGAAUUCUGAAGAGUUGAAAGAGGCACAUUGUGAAAAUUCAGGAGACGAGUUGAGAGAGACACACCGUGAAAAUUCAGGAGACGGGUUGAGAGAGACACACCGUGAAAGUUCAGGAGACGAAAUUACAGUUGAGUUGGUCUAG
Vicia villosa (hairy vetch) is the source of this 708-nucleotide messenger RNA. RefSeq names its product WAT1-related protein At2g37460-like. Gene Ontology annotation, molecular function: transmembrane transporter activity. The transcript is spliced from 4 exons. Bases 1 to 708 code for a protein of 235 amino acids. Lineage: Eukaryota; Viridiplantae; Streptophyta; Magnoliopsida; Fabales; Fabaceae. Gene Ontology annotation, cellular component: plasma membrane. The record is from RefSeq and is a predicted model, not a curated record.